Penaeus indicus is the source of this 1605-nucleotide messenger RNA. Its product is annotated as serine/arginine repetitive matrix protein 1-like. The coding region runs from base 19 to 1605 and encodes 528 amino acids. The record is from RefSeq and is a predicted model, not a curated record. The transcript is spliced from 9 exons. Lineage: Eukaryota; Metazoa; Arthropoda; Malacostraca; Decapoda; Penaeidae.
CCUAAUGUGCGACCACACAUGGGGAAGACUCGCUCGCCCGCCCACGAAGACAUGUCGACUUCGCUGUUCAUAAAGUCCCUCCGCGACCACCACUCGACGCCCAUCUGCCAGAACACCAACAAGCCGAUCAACAUGUGCGAGUGCCACCGACGCUACCGCAAUGCCAACGGGAAUGCGGGCAGCGGGAGUGCCAACGGGAGUGCCAACGGGAAUGGGGCCGUCCCGACUUCUUCUCCUUCUUCUUCUUCUCCUUCUUCUUCUUCUUCUCCCUCUUCCACGGCCUCAUCCGCCUCUUCUUCUUCCUCUUCUUCUUCCUCUUCCUCUUCCUCCUCCUCUUCCACAUCUUCCUCCACCUCCUCGAGUGCCCCGAACCUCCACCACAACCACCACAACCACAACCACCAUCUCUCGUCCUCCACCAAGUCCCACCUCCCCGCGCCGACCAGGUCCCCCUCGAGUUGCGUGAACGGCCUCGGACCCAAGCACGUCCUGAAGGAGAAGCUGGUCGGGAACGAGAGGAACGCCAAGAACGGCGCCGGCCCGACCGCCAGCCGCUACAGGAACUACAAGGGCUCGCCCAAGUGGAGGAUGGACGGCAAGCGGCGGUCCACCUCGACGGAGUCCGUGUCUUCGUCGCGGUCGGAGAAAUCGGACAAGGGCAAGGACAAGGAAACGGGUCAGCUCAAGGACAAGCCCUUUCCUCCUUCUCCCCCCUUCUCCCAUUCCCCCCUUCUCCCUUUCCCCUUUCCCCCUUCUCCCUUCCCCCCCUCUCCCCCUCUCUCCUUAUCAAAUGUUCACGAUUUAAUUGCAUUGCCACAGGAAUCUAUGACUGCCAUAAAGCAGAGAGUCUGCACUGACACUCAGCCGAAGUCACCCUGCCCUCAGCACUGGCUCGGUCAACACCUCCAGCUCACACAGACCGCUCGUCCUCGCUGGCAUGGCACGACGCCCCAGCCCGGACGUCUCUGCCAGGCCUGUCCUCUGUACUCGAGCUACCGUGCUCCUACAGAAAUAAAGUCUAGAAACUGCGACAACUUUAACUCCCAAGAACAAACCAGCAUUACCAUCAAAGCGGAACGCGAAUUCGCCACACUAUUACCCUUGGGAAUCUGCGGGCCGCGACUCCCCGGAUGUAAACAAGCUCUAGUCCUCGAGUUCCGAUCGCUGGCGCGGCGUCGCGAUCCGUUCCGUGCUUUCCGAUGGCGACGGGAGUUCGGGACGAAGUCGUGGGCGCGUGCGAAGUGGCAUUUCAGUCCGAUUUAUGUGGCGUUUGAAGACUAUCGUGCUGGGAAAUUCUGCCGCGGAGAGUGGGUCGUGCUCGCGGACCGGCACUUUUCUCCUCCUCCACCACCACCACCUCCUCCUCCACCUCCACCACCUCCACCACCUCCUCCUCCACCACCUCCACCACCUCCUGACAAAAGAGCAUCGGCUUUGAGAUCGCAUAAGGACAAAAGAGCAUCGGCUUUGAGAUCGCAUAAGGACAAAAGAGCAUCGGCUUUGAGAUCGCAUAAGGACAAAAGAGCAUCGGCUUUGAGAUCGCAUAAGGACAAAAGAGCAUCGGCUUUGAGAUCGUAUGAGGACAAAGGAGCAUCGUAUACAUAG